Molecule: messenger RNA, 13252 nt
Organism: Podarcis muralis (Common wall lizard)
Lineage: Eukaryota; Metazoa; Chordata; Lepidosauria; Squamata; Lacertidae
Source: RefSeq, a predicted model, not a curated record
AACAUUAAAAACUUCCCUAUACAGGAAAGUUAAUAUAUAAAUAUAUAUAUAUCAACACCGAAUAUGCAUUUUUAGGCAUAUUUUCUCACAAAAUUAUUGAAGCGUAUUCCAUCUCAAAAAGAUCAUACUCAAAAUGCAUUUUGAUCCUUUCUUUCGCACCCCGAAAUGCAGAGAAGUGCAAAAUCCAAAGGUGCCUGGGAGCAGAUCAGGCCAACUCGUUGAAAUUCAAUACCGCUGAAUUCCUAACGCGUUCCUGCUUCACGGUGGUGUAGGCAAGGCCUGCAAGGCAGGGUCUUAUCUGCCCCGGCGCCAAAACUCUGGAAAAGGCAAGGAAAGAUUGACGCAGGUGCCGUUUCCCUUUCAGUCAGUCCCUUUUGGUUGUUUUUUAAGGCUGUUAGGGAAAGCAUAAAUCGAUACUAUGGUGCUGCUAGACAUUUUCAAAGUAUUAUUCCCUUUUCCCCCUGCGGUUGUUUUAUUUUUUGAAGCAGCUGCUGUGUGUGUGAAUUUGUUCCCUCAGAACAGUUUCCCUCAGCAACAGUUCACUGGGAGAAAUGGCCGUUUGCCUCCUGCCUUCUCUUCUCCUAGAACUGCCAUUUCAAAUGGUCAUUCGAAGGCCAAAUGUAUGCAUCUUUUGUGAUUUCAAUAAUUGGCACUUGAAUUUGCUUCCUUAUGCUUUAAUAUGCUUAUUAUCCAAGGCCUAUUGUCAGGCCGGAAGGCGACAUAUAAAUAUUUUAUGUAAGUACCUGACAGUUCCAAUUUUUGUUUCAGUUUGCUUACGUUUCUUUCAGCAGUUUUCAUGAAAUAAAAAUCCUCACUGUAUAUACAUUUUGUUAAUAUGCGAAGUAUCACUAAGUAUAUUACUUAUCUAAAUAUUACUUAUCACUAAGUAAUGCAUUUCUGUAUGUUAUUUUCACAAAUCUAUUUUAUAUGUACUUUCUCCCAACAUACGCAUUUUUGUAGACUUUUCUUUGUAAUUGUAAAAUUGAGUGGCAUGCAAAUCUCAAAAGAUAGCUGUAUUUUAGUUUUGGGGUAGGUUUGCAUUAAAGCAUGAAGUGAACUGAAUUUCUCCCCCAUCCCUAGGUGCAAUAAUGUCAGGACAAGACACAUUUAUAUUGGGUUCCACAAGGAGAAGAGCAAAAAGAGCGCACCAGCCUCUCUGUCUCUCUUAAUGGCUAGUUUGGCCCUUGGCGUACAGAGGAAUAAGCAUCAUCCAAAGGACUGGGAUAUCUUUACGUUUGCAAGGAUGUCCCAAUCCUCAGACACCCUGCACUUCAAUCCGGAGAAAGCUGCAUUUGCAGAGCUCAGAUGAUGCUGGAAUUCGGCAUCAAUGUCGUCCCUUGUGGAAAGAUAACUGCCCAGGCUGAACGUAUUGCUGGCUGGGAUGAACCCCUUCUAUUUCCACGCCGUGAAUGUAGUCCUGCACUGCCUGGUGACCCUUGUGCUGAUGUACACUUGUGACAAAGCCGUCUUCAAGGACAGCCACCUGGCUUUCGUCACGGCCCUCUUCUUCGCUGUCCACCCCAUUCACACUGAGGCCGUAACGGGUAUAGUUGGCAGAGCAGAUGUCUUGGCCUGUCUACUAUUUCUUUUGGCUUUUCUCUCCUAUAAUAGGAGUGUGGAUCAGCUUUAUGUUGGGGAACAUUUCCCCCCCACUGCCUCCCCCUCCUUUUUGCUGCUUAGUUUAUUUCUUGGGACCUGUGCAAUGCUGGUGAAGGAAACUGGGAUCACCGUGUUUGGUGUUUGCCUGGUGUAUGAUGGCUUCUUGCUUUCUCAAAAUAGACUCAGAAUGAAAAACGGAGGGGUGCACCAGAAGAUUCCCCGGCCUCCUUCAGCUUCUCUACACGCUUCGUUGCAAUUUCCGUCAUCCAGCAGGGAAAAUGGGAAGCACCGCGUGGCUCACAAGGGGACGUGGAACUCCUGCCACCCGGCAUCGCCUGAAGAACAGCAGCACAACGGCCUUUCUGUCUUGAGCAAAGUCGUGAGGGCUGUGCUAAGUUACCUGACCAUAAGCAACAAACAGAAGUUCUUAUACAUCACAAGUCCUUUUUUAAAAAGGGCUGCCUUGGUACUUACCUAUGUGAUCCUACUUUUGUAUUUUCGCUUCUGGAUAAUGGGAGGUUCUAUGCCAGCGUUUUCAGAACAGGACAAUCCAGCUUCAUUCUCACCUUAUCUUCUAACAAGGUUUCUUACUUAUUCCUACCUCCUGGCCUUCAAUGCCUGGCUUCUACUGGCUCCCAUUACUCUGUGCUAUGACUGGCAGGUUGGGAGUAUCCCUUUGGUUGAAUCGAUCUGGGACAUGAGGAAUUUUGCCACACUUCUGAUGGCAGCGGUGAUGCUGCUGCUGGGUCUGCACUGCAUAGUAGCAUUCAAGAAACUGGAACACAGAGAAGUUCUAGUUGGCCUGUUGUUCCUGGUUUUCCCCUUCAUACCGGCUAGCAACCUCUUCUUCAGGGUGGGAUUUGUUGUGGCCGAGCGUGUCCUGUAUAUGCCUAGUAUGGGGUACUGCAUCCUCUUGGUCCAUGGCUUAAACAAACUUUGUAUGUGGCUAAAUAAAUGGGGAGCCACUGCAGCGACCCUCUCGGCUUUGCUGCUGUUGCUGUUCUCAUGGAAAACAGUGAAGCAGAAUGAAAUCUGGCUGUCAAGAGAGUCCCUUUUCAGGUCAGGCAUCCAGACUCUGCCCCAUAAUGCCAAGGUGCACUACAACUAUGCCAAUUUUUUGAAAGACCAAGGUCGUGACAGUGAAGCCAUCUACCACUACAAAACCGCCCUCAAGUUGUACCCACGUCAUGCAAGUGCCCUGAACAACCUUGGGACAUUGACCAAAGACUUGGCAGAAGCAAAGGAAUACUACAGCAGAGCCCUCCAGCUGAAUCCACAGCACAACCGGGCCCUCUUCAAUCUUGGAAAUCUGCUCAAGUCCCGGGGGAAGAAAGAAGAAGCUGUUGUCUUACUGAGAGAUUCCAUUCAGUAUGGACCAGAUUUUGCAGAUGCUUACUCCAGCCUCGCUUCACUGUUGGCUGAACAGGACCAAUUAAAAGAAGCAGAGGAAGUGUACCGAGCUGGAAUAGAGAACUGUCCUGAGAGCUCCGAUCUGCACAAUAACUAUGGGGUUUUCUUAGUAGACACAGGAUCUCCAGAGACUGCAGUUUCCCACUACCAGAAGGCCAUUCAGCUUAGCCCCAGUCAUCAUGUGGCCAUGGUGAACCUCGGCAGGCUGUACCGCUCCUUGGGGCAGAACAAAGAUGCUGAAACUUGGUACAAACGGGCACUGAAAGUAGCACGGAAGGCUGAAAUAUUGUCUCCUCUUGGAGCUCUGUAUUAUAACACAGGGAGAUAUGAAGACGCCUUAAAGGUGUACAGGGAAGCUGCAGCACUUCAACCAUCCAACAAGGAGACUCGGCUGGCUCUGGCUCAAGUUUUAGCAAUGAUGGGGCAAACCAAGGAAGCAGAACAAAUGACCAAUCAUAUUGUGACUGAGGAGGCAGAAUGCCUGGAGUGCUACCGCCUUUUGUCAGCCAUCUACAGCAAGCAAGAGAACUACAACAAGGCGCUUGAAGCCAUAGACAAAGCUCUACAGCUGAAACCAAAGGACCCCAAAGUCAUAUCAGAACUCUUUUUCACUAAAGGAAACCAGCUAAGAGAACAAAAUCACCUGGACAAAGCUUUUGAGAGCUAUAAAGUUGCUGUAGACUUCAACCCGGAACAAGCACAAGCCUGGAUGAACAUGGGAGGGAUUGAGCAUAUCAAGGGCAACUACAUCAUGGCACGUGGCUAUUAUAAGAAAGCUUUGCAGCUGGUUCCAAACAGCAAGCUUCUGAAAGAGAAUCUGGCUAAACUGGAUCGCUUGGAGAAACGGCUGCAGGAAGUUCAAGAGAGGGGAUAAAAAUGAAAAAUGAGGGACAGCCAGUGGAGUGCAAUGUCUCCUGGAGAUGAGCGGAAACUGUGGAAGCCCUGAAGCCCACACAAGACAGAAGUGAACUGAAAGGACCUAGCAGGGAGGCAGUGGUGACCCAGACUACGAAGGGUGCACAUGGGAAUCAUGAUGGAGUCGCCAGAAAGCUGUGGGGAGUCCUGCUGCUUCUCUCUGGAUGAGUGGAAGGAUGGGCGAAAAGCUCAUCGUAAUCCAGAAUUAUAUUUGGGUUUGCCUCAUGCUACUUUCCAUUAGUGCUGACAGUAGGAAAUGCUUAUAUAACGUCCAUGUCUCUCACUUGUUAAAAAUCAUCAUCAUCAUCAUCAUCAAGCACUGGGAUGAUUAUGAGAAGUGAAACAGUGGCCUGAUUCAGCAAGGAACGGAGGAGGCAGCCCCCACCAUUCAGUCUUGAUAUAAAGAAUAUUUUACCAUAGAGGCCUACCAAAGCCAGGCACCUGAUUGGCCAAGAAGAUAGUGGGCAGCAGCCAAAGAGGUAAAGAAAUAGCAGCCCCCUUCUAGGCCCCAAUAGGGAUUUUGGUUGCAUUUCCCAGAAAGCAAUUCUCCAUCACCCAAAGAGGAGGUGGGUGCAACUAGCUCUCAGCUGAAUAUUUCGAUCAUGAGGGCAGUUCCAGAAGAAGAAGUCACUCAUAUGAAAAGUCUUUUUCAUUGCAGUUUGUACUGAAGGUCUCACACAGUGUUAGAAGUUUAGUAGCUCUGCUUUUCUUCAAUCCGAAUAACAGGGUGGUUGCUGUUUUUGUAGAGAAUGAAAGUGCCAGAUGGGGGAACGGAGAGAAACAGCUCUGGAAAAACCCCGUCAUAUGGCUUAUUCCCAUAUCAAUGAUAUUAGGGUCCCAAGUUGCUCUUGAACCCAUGCACACUGGGUCCCCCCCGCAAUCAUAGACCCUUGUUUUGCCUCAGAGGUUGACCUCAGGAGCUCUCCUGAGUUUUCAGGACAGCUUGUAAGGUAGUGACACAACAGGUUGUUGGGAGUAUAUGGGAAGCUGCCUUAUACUGAGUCAGACCAGUAUUGUCUACACUGACUGGCAGCAGCUCUCCAUGGUUUCAGACGGGGGACAUUCCCAGUCCUACCUGGAGAUGGCGAGGGUUGAACCUGUUUGUGUGCAAAGCCAAUGAACUGAACUUCCUCCAAAGGAGGAAGGAAGGAAGGCCUUAGAAGGUCCACUAAGCGCACACCAGUGGCUCUUUGGAUCUCAGCGGAAGACAGAGAGGAUGGGAUCAUUUUCCAAUGGUCUUUGGACUUGAUUUGUGCAUGAGGCACAGGGGAGUGAGUGAAGAAAGGGAUUUUGAGGCCUAUUCUGCCCACCUCCAUCUGGAGAUUCUCUUUCUCCCACUGAAUAAAAAAUGAGAUAAAAGAUAAAUAUGGUAGAGAAGAAGGAAGCUCACAGGGAUUGGGUGUUUAUUUUUGAGCGUUAUUUAUUUAACUUUUCUCUGCAGCAUAAGUGAUAUCUUUCACUACUGGGAAUGUAGCUAAAAUUGUGGAUGUUGCUCUUAUUUUUAUGAAGCCAGAGAAGGUAGCAACCACAGAGGGGGAAUGUAUGUGAAUAGUUGUUAAUAUUUCUAGCCUAUAAAGGGUGGCCAACAUGGUGCUCUCCAGAUUUUGCUGGACUGCAACUCCCGUCGGGCCCACCCAGUAUGGCCAUUGGUCAGAGAUGACAAGAUUUGUAGUCCAACAGCGUCUGAAGGGCAUCACAUUGGUGACCCCCUCUUCAGAGCAUAUUUCAGAUGCCUCAGAGCUCUAAAGAUUCUUGUCUUCUCAAUCCUUGUUUGCUCCAUUGAUUGAAUAAAGUUAAAUCCUACUAAGACGAGGAUUCCGCAUGCUCAAUAAAGAGCUCAGACAUCGUGUGCAUUGGUGGGGUUCAUGACGUCAAGUGAAGAGGCCCUCCAUCAGCAAGACCUCUGCUAUGCGAACAAGUCUGCAGCCAAGAAACAGGCAGCAAACGCUUUACUAAAACACAAAGCGCUGUAGUCCAACUUGUUCCUACCUCUUGCUAGACAUUGGCCUCAAUGAGGAUUGUGUCUGUUUUGUUCUAGAGUUUCUGUCAAACGAAUACUGAUGACCGUUUACCAGUUAAUAAUUUAAUCGCGAUAUGCAUGUAACUACUUUCUGCACCCCUUGUUUGGUAACUUACCACACUUUACGGAAUUUGGAGAAUGGCAGGUGCUCAUCAUUUGGCAGGACAAUAUCUUCCCCCCACAUAUGCACUAUUUGGUGGCUGCUGGUUGCCAGUACUUAAUCACUGUUGUCUGCAAAAGGGCAGCUUGGGAAACUUUGGCAGAAAUUGUUAAAUGCCUCAAGGCAUUCUAGAGUGGCAAAGGAAGUGGACCUCAAUAUCUUUAUUGAAAAAAAUAUCAUUACUCUGAGUGGCCUUAAUAAUUAGAUAGUGUGCCCUAGUGGGUUGAGAGUUUGGAGGCCUGGAUUCAAGUCCCACUUCUGCUAUGGACCUGGGCAAGUCAUUGUGUGUUAGCUCCCAUUCCCCAUCUGUGAAAUGUGUAUAGUGCUUACUUAUUACAUGUGGUUGUUGUGACGGCAAAUGCAGCAAGCCACUUCACAAGUUAAGAAUUCUGAAAAGAGUAGAUAUGAUGGAGCAUCAAGAGAUGCAGAAUUAGGUUUAAAGAUUUACUAGUAAAUGUCCCUUUGCUUGCUUAAAUUCUUUGUACCACCCUGAGCUUUCAGGGUGGGGCAUAAAUGUAGAGGGGUUUGGGGGUGGGAAUAGUUUUCCAGCAGUUAAUUUUGGGCCUCAAGGCAGCUGAACUUGGUCAACUUAUAUGUAAGGUCCAUUUUAUCACCUGCAUUUCUUUUAGCAUGCCUUUAAAUGUUGUUGUUCUUGGCAAAGCGUGUAAGCCCAAUGAUUAUAGAUAUUCCCAGUAAAACUAUUGUGGGAAACACGAUACAAUCCAACAUGAAGUUCUGUUGAACAAACCCCAUUGAAAUAAACAACUCAUUGGUAGAUUGUGCACCUAGGCUCUGAUCCAACUUGUGUUGGACAGAUUUCACGUGCAUCUGCAUGAACUUUACUCCCAUUGCUGCGAUGCCUGGGGGAGACAGGAAUACAAUUUUUAAAUGUGCUUGUAUCAGUCAUUUAAAUUGAUUGACAGGCAUGGAGAAAUAUGGAUUUACAAUCACCUUUCAACCUUCCUGGGGGGGGGGUUAUCACCUGUGAACUGAUGCAUUCUAGUUGACAUGCAUUUUUAAUCCUCCGCCUACCUUUUUCUCUCUCUCUCUCUCUCAUUAAACACAGUUGGGAUGUGUUUUUCACAUUCUUAUCUCUCCUCCCUGCACCAAAGCGCGGGAGAAGCGUUGUCAGUUUCAUCCAUAAAUAUUUAUUGCACUACCCCCACCUGUGUUCUACGGAGAAAUUGAUACUGGAGUGGGGGAUGGGGAAUGCUUAUCAAUCUCAUGAAUGCAUAUUUUCCUCACUGUCCCUGCCUUCUCUGCUUUCCAAUGAAACUGACAUAGUUGCGGACUUAUUUUUCUCUAAUGCCGGCCCUUUCCCCUGCCUCCAGGCUACGGCUGAAGAGAGGGGAAGUUUCUGUUUUUCCUUUAGGAAAGCAUAUACGUACAUGCAACACACACUAAUUACUUCAAUAAGGGAGAAGGAAAGAAAAACUGACAAGGCAACUUUACAAUUUCACUAGAGAAUGGGUGGUAGAAAGUAUGCCAAAAAGGAAAAAAGUGGUAUGGAAAACGACAAGAAUUUGUGUUUGAUGAUAUCCCAGUAUAGUUGCAGGGCAAUCUACAUAGAUUUGCAAUUGGACUAGCUGGUUGGGGAAGGGUUGCAGUGACAUUUAAAAACCAGCAGAGCAUAACUUGUGAAAGUUAAGAUUUGCAUUAGCUGGAGUGAGAGAAAAAUGCAGGGUGAAAAUUAAAAUCUCUUUCCCCGCUGAUAAUUAAAAUGCACUUGUGAUUUUGGCAUAAGGUGUGACUACAGCCCACUGAAAACAACAGAACAAGUUGUGCCUAACUUAUGAUUUGCUCACUGCAGCUAGAUCUGGACCAUAGUCUUUGGAGACCUACAGUGCCACAAAUGUAUAAUAUUUCAUUUUCAAGCAUCCAUACGCUACAGUGCAAUCCUAUACAUUUCUACUCCAUCGUUAGUCUCACUGAGCAGACCCAGGUGAGUGAGUAUGAGAUUGCAGCCUUCAUAGCUUUCCCUGUAAGCCAAUACUUCUUGAUAAUAUUUAGAAACCUAAUUGUAACAUAUCUGAGGACUGAAAAACAAGAAGACAUUAGAUUUGUAAAACAAGAUAAGCAGUGCUUUUUUCCCUGGGGGGACGCAUACCCCUAAACGUUUUAUGAAUCUUUGUACUUUUGUCCAUUUACUGUAUUUAUUUUUUCCGAUUUGAACUAUAAAAUGGUGAUUUUCUUGAGUCAAAAUGAGAGUACCCCUAAACAUUUUUUAAGGAAAAAAAAGCACUGAAUAUAAGUAUAAAUAUUUAUCAUUCUACAUAUUGGCUGCAUAGAUCCAGAAUGUACACAUUGCGUUUAUUUUUGUAACUUAAGGAAAACACAUUAUUUUUUUAAGGAAUGGCGUCUUGAAAAUCUGUCUCCUUGAUCUGAGAUAAUACAAGGUUUUUUUGGGUUUUGUUUUGCUAGUAUGAUGAUAAUGGUUAAGCAAAGCUUUCCUGUCUUAGUAUGGUUACCACAUGUUAAUUCAUCCAGUUACCUUUGCCAGGUGUUGACACUGGGGACUGAGGGUUGUAUUCGGUUACCUAAUUGUGCAAGUGGAACGACUUCUGCUUGUGCAAUGCUACUUCCUCCUUCCCCUGCCACCCUCCCCCAAGUAUGCUCUGGGGGUUACCCCAACCCUCCAGAGCUGAUUUGGGAAAUGGAAUAAGGUGUGCACAGAGAAGGAGAGGAAGGAAAGUUCUGUAAGUGGAAUCAUUCAACUCACACAAUUAUUUAGUUUAAUAUCACCCUGAAUCUCAAAGGGAGGCAGAGAGGGCUGAUGAAGGGAAGGCUUUAGAUUUGGGCAAAUUUGUAUAUUUAAUCAGAAACCAUCCAAAAUCCAUUGUGGCUGCAGAAAAGAUAGCGGUCCCUCUGUACAUUAGACCUGAAAUAGUAUUAAAGGAUUGUAGUCAAUGAACUUUUACUCAGAGGUAGAUGCAUUGAAAUCAUGGUUAUUACUAACUUAGCCCUGUUAAUUUCAGUGGAUCUACUCUAGAGUAACAAUUGAAUACAACCCAAGGAUGCCCAUCAGAGCCGUCAUAUGAGUUAGUCUUGACUAAAAGGCAUCCAUGUCACAAUCUUUUCCUAUCAGCCGUUCUGUCUUCACUUUUACAUGUUUUGGCUUGCAAGUCUGAUGGCGAAAAUUACUUUUAAUCCAGCUUGCUCACAGCUGCUUUUCCCAGGGGUUAAAACCAACCCCUCCUAAAACAAAGCAAGCCACUUUCAAGCCAUGUAUAUUCCUCAGUAUGUUAAGAUUUUGCAGUCAAUAAGCAGAAGUGGAUGCUGUCUUCUUCCAUGCCCCCCAACCCAGAAUAAACUUCUUUUUGCAUCUACUACCCAGCCACGAUUAUGGCAUGGAUAGACCACUCCCUCUCAGUUGAACCUACCUUUCAGGGUCGUUGUUAGGAUAAAAUUGGGAGGAGGAUAAAAUUGGGAGAACUACGGUAUGUAUGCCACCUCGAGCUCCUUGGAGGAAGGCAGGAUAUAAAUGCAAUAUAUAUAAAAUAGUCAAUGCAGUUGACAUGUUUUGGAAUGCAGCUAGGAUCAGACAAGUUGUAGUAUUUCUGGAGAAAAGAGAUGAACACUCUUUAGGAUUAUGCUUCUUGUUCUGCUACACCUCUCCUGCAGUAACAGUUUAUAGGCUUAAAACCUCAUGCCAACUAAUGCAGCAAUUCAUUUAAUUGUGUAUUGUCUCCCAGUGCCGUGAUUGCAGUUUCACCAAACUCUAUAUACACUAGAGAAUCACGUGUGUUAAUUUUUUAAUAACAGGAAUGGUUCCAUUGAUGGUCUGAUUUGGGCCCCUUUGCUAGGUGAAUCAGGAGAGUCUUGGUGAAAGGCUCACUUUUAAAUAAGGGUUCAUAUUUGUCUAAUUACAUUACAAUGGAUUUCUCUCCCACUUCUGCUGAACUAAUAGAGCAGGUUAAUUGGUAAUAAAAUUGAUCUUGUUCUCAUAGAUAUAAGACAGCUCUUCCCCUCUCUUUCCCCCCCCCCCCAUAGCUCACCGACGUAAUGCAGCUAUAAAUACUCUGGCUCCUUUCCUGCUACUGCCAUAUACUUAGCCUGCACAGCAUGUAUUAUGGACACCUUUUUUGCAUUACAGAUAAUAAUAAUGUUGCUUGGCAGUUUUCUUCUUAUAUUGCUUAAGUACUGUUUUCAAAGCAGACCUCUACAGACAGACGCUGGCCAAAUCCAAAAGGGAAGGGAUGGCUCUGAGGGAAUAGGAUAAAAUUUCAGGGUAUGGAGAUUAUAUAUAUUUCAAUAUCAUAUCAAGUGGCAAGUCAUUGAAAAGGGAGCUCCUGCUUCCCUGUGUCACUAGGAUUAUAUUUUAUUUAAAAAGGAAAGCAAGCUAUUGAGGGGGAAAUUGUAUUGCUCCAGUCUACAAACAGCAUACGCACAGGUCCUGCUAUCCGAACGCAAUGUGCUCUCAGGAAAACAUUUGUUAGGUGAGCAUUUGCAUAAUGAGCUGACAAUUUCCAUUGAUUCCUAUGGGGAAAUUUCUAAUGUGUUCCCAACCAUGGAAUUUUGACCAUAAAAUGAUGUGAAAACCCUCUGAAACCUUGCAAAAAGCUAACAAGGAAGGGCAAAAUGCUCUCUUAUUUGUCUGACCUCCCUCCCUCCCUCCCUCCCUCUCAUCAUGGUUUCUGAUGAAACAACUGCCACAGACCAGCAAAACACAAAAAAAUAAAGCUUCUUUAAGUCUGUUGAUUUGUUUACACUACUACACGCAGGUCUGGCAGUUUGGAGAUCUGAACCUGCGGUGUGUAUAGCGAGGUUUGGGUACUAAUUCCUUGUGUUUGGAUAAGUGAAUUUAUCUAUAAUGGGCGUUUGAAUAUCAGGACCUCUGUAUACUUUCCCCCCUUGUUCUUAGUUCAUUUUCCUGAGGUCUUCAAAGUGCUGCAUUCACGUAGCCCAGAGAUAGAAAACCUGAGGAUCUCCAGAUGUUGUUGGACUACAACUCUCAUCGCACUCAACCAGCAUGGUGAGGGAGGUGUAGUGCAGCAACAUCUAGAGCAGUACAGCAGGAAUUGGUGUGCCAGAUGUGUGUGCCUGUGUAGAGGUGGUUCUCUCUGUAGUCUUCAAACUACUGUCCUUAGGGACUCUUAGGGUUCCUCUGAAGCACAUGCAUGUUUCUUUGAACAGAAGAUCAACAAUGGGGAGGGGAGUCCCCCUGAAAAGCAGAUUUCUCAUGCCUAUUGGUCCUGCUUUGCAGAACACAGGGAAGUGCUAGGAAUUUCUAGGUCUUUCUCCUAAGUGGCCAUGGCAACAGAAGAUUUGACAGUAAGCUCCAGGGCUUGCUGAGAGAUGGAAUACAUGUGUUUUCCCCCCUAUAUAGAAGGUCCCAGGAUCUAUCUGUGGCAUCUUGAGUUUAAAAUGUCAGUACUGCACCAGGUAGAGGGUAGGGGUGAAAAAUAUCUUACAUUUUAUGGACACCAUUCAUACGAACAUAAGAAACUGUCUUCAGACCAUUGUUCCAUCUAGCCCAGUAUGUCUGUUCUGAUGGACAGCAGCUCUCUGGGAGUGCCAUGUAGGGAUGGAGGAAUCUAUUAAUUUCUGUUCUUUCCUCUUCUUAUUUUUCCAAUCUUGAAUUUAGUUCUUCCACUUUCUGCAGCAAUUUCCUAAUUUCAUUCUUUAAAAAAAAAAUCUCACAAAAAUUCCUUCAGCGUUUUAGUGUGUAUCUCUCCCGAACACAAAUUUGCAUGCAGUUUUGACUAAAAUACACAUUUUUUGCAAGCAAUUUCUCAUAAUACAUUUCAUUUCUGUUGUUUUUUACUUAUAUAUUUAUUUAUUUUUAUGCACACUUUCCCCUAAUACAUGCAUCUCUGUAAACAUCAUUCAUUUGGAGAACUGCAUUGCAUCAGUUACGUGCAAGUUUAGAGAGAUACCUGCAUUUCAGCUCUCAUAGCAACCUGGUCCUUUUUUAAAACUGGAGGUGCCUAGGACUGAAAUGGAGACCUUGAGCUAAGGUCUCCCACCAAUAGGUGCCCAUGACAACUGCAACAAGAUGUACAUGUGCCUAGAGCACCAGCACUUUCUUAUGCUUUUGGUGGUGGGUGGGGCCUAGUUGUGGCAAAGGUAUGGGCUGGAAUUCAAUGUAGUGCUAAGAAGAUGGUUCGCAUCAGCACAAGCAUUUCUGCUUGCCUGAAGGAAUGAUCUCACAUUUGGGGGUGCACUGACCUGGGGGUUCUCACGAACCUCCAGAGCAGAUUCAGGGGAGAUGCGUGGGUGGGAAAGUUCCAUUGUUCUUCUGGGAGUCCUUUCACUACUGGAAUGGGGUAGCUGAAUCCGUCCCUUAGCACUGAGUGGUAUGAAAAUUGCAAAAUCAAUUUGACAAGCAACCUUGGUGGGACUCAGAACAAACAUAAUGUUGUAGGCUGUGUGAGUUUUCCUAAUACCACCUCUGGGAAGCUAUAAGUUGAUUGAUUCAUUGAUUCACAGCCUAUAAGUUGAUUGAUUCAUUUAAGAACCUGACAAGGUCCUUCUGUAUCUUGGUUCUUGUUUGCAAUCGCACUGCACUUCGGCUUAUUGCUCACCUGCUUUUUCAUCUGUGAAAAUUUAGUCCUAAAGGGCUUUUUGCCUUAAGGGGGAUGUGCAAUAGUUUUAUCAAGUAAGCAGCCCGCUUCUAUGUACACUUAAUAACAAGCAGCAACAAGAAAACCUGCUUUGGCUGUUAAUGGUGUUUGAAAAGUGUCACCAUUGAUGAUGGUAAUCUCUGAAAAUAUGUGCUGAACUUCCUUGUGAUGUUUAUAUGAAUUUGUUUGAAAAUUAUUUUCUUCUGAAAAGUCUCUGGGUCACGGCUGUGGCUUCUAUGGAGAUCUCUCUGCUGAAACUGGAUGCCGUUAAUCUACUUCAACAAGCAGAAGUUAAUUUUGCAUAGCUGUGGUGUUUCUCUGUCUUUUGUCUCCGUCACUUUUGCCUUUCUGAACUAUCAGUUGUUUUUGUUCCAUCAAUUAAAUGCACAAUUUAGCAGUGGGAUGUAUGUCAGUGAUAACAGGAUUUUGAAAGGUCCUUUAUUUUCAUUGUCAAAUUAUGAAUUUUGCCUACAGAGGUUAUGAUCAAAGAAGUCUUUGAACGAAGCAAAUGUAUAUAGAUGUCUAUUUUAUAUAAAAACAAUAUAAACGUGUCUGAGUUCCUUCUGCCAGACUGCUUUUCAAUUA